CCGCGCGCGGCCUGCCCCGCCCCUGCCGAGGCGGGCGGGAGCGAGUGCCACGUCCGUGCCGCCGGGCUUUGUGCGGCCGCCGCCGCCAUGGGCGCGUCGCCGAGUGUGGAGAUCCCUGGAGGGGGCACCGAGGGCUACCACGUCCUGCGGGUACAAGAAAACUCCCCAGGUCACAGGGCUGGAUUGGAGCCGUUCUUUGAUUUUAUUGUAUCUAUUAAUGGUUCGAGAUUGAAUAAAGACAAUGACACUCUCAAGGACCUGUUGAAAGCAAAUGUUGAAAAACCUGUAAAAAUGCUGGUGUACAGCAGCAAGACACUGGAACUGAGGGAAACAUCAGUGACCCCCAGCAACAUGUGGGGGGGGCAGGGCCUGCUGGGGGUGAGCAUCCGUUUCUGCAGCUUCGAUGGGGCCAAUGAAAAUGUGUGGCACGUACUGGAAGUGGAACCAAACUCUCCUGCUGCAUUAGCUGGGCUCAGACCUCAUAGUGAUUACAUCAUUGGAGCAGAUACUGUCAUGAAUGAGACUGAAGAUCUCUUCUCCCUUAUUGAAACACAUGAAGCAAAGCCAUUAAAACUUUAUGUAUAUAACACAGACACAGAUAACUGCCGGGAAGUGGUGAUAACUCCAAAUUCUGCCUGGGGUGGAGAAGGCAGCCUAGGGUGUGGCAUUGGCUAUGGUUAUUUGCAUAGGAUACCUACACGCCCAUUUGAAGAGGGAAAGAAAAUCUCUCUCCCAGGACAGCUGCCCAGUGCAUCUCUCAGUCCUCUCAAAGAUGGCUUUACAGAGGUUCAGCUGUCAUCAGUUAACCCCUCACCAGCAUUACCCCCUGGGCCAGCAGGACUCGAGCAGAGUCUGUCAGGACUUUCUAUUAGCUCACCCUCGACUGCUGUCAGUAAUGUUCUCAGUACAGCAGGAGUUCCAACAGUCCCGUUGUUACCACCACAGGUCAGUCAGUCCCUUACCUCCGUGCCACCAGUUAACCCAGCAACAACACUACCUGGUCUGAUGCCAUUGCCAGCGGGGCUCCCCAACCUGACUGAUCUGUCCAAACUUAAUUUGCCGGCACCGCACAUCGUUCCGGAAAUGGUACAGCCUGGUAUGCCAACCCUUCCUUCUUUGCCGCCUUUGAAUCUAAUGGGAAUAACACCUCCAUUAAUGCCACCAAAAUGUGUUCCUCUGCUUCCUUUGGUCACAGAGGUAUCUACAGUGCCUACAGAUUUGCUUCCCACCAUGACUCAAGCUGGAAGCUUUUCUGUUGACCCUGGCACUGCUGUAAAUGUAGAACAGACCUCUCAGCUCACCUUGGAUAGUGCUACCCCAACUUCUAAGGCAGCUAUUGUUGACAGAUCGAGUGAAUCCCCUGCUGUGAAUGAGAAGGCAUCCGGCAUCACAGAUACACAUGCUUCUGAAUCGUAACUCCAGAUCACUUGGUAUUUAUUUAGCCAUGGGAUACAUAUUUGAAGAGCAAGCUAUCAUUAAUUUCAUACUAGUUUGUACUUAAUCUUUAGCAGUCCUGUAAAUAAUAUGGAGGUAUAAUAAAAAUAAAGGGGAUUUAUAAAGUGAGCUUGGUGGGAGGGGAAGAAGAGUACUUGUACUUAACCAAAAAGAAAAACAAAAAACCAAACCCACAAUAAAGAAACAUUCAAGGUGGUAAAUAGAAUUCCACUGCCAAACUUGGACGUGUAUGUUUUUAAUAAAGGCUGAUAGCCUUAGCUAGGCCUCUCCUUGCUUCUAAGUAGCAAUUUUUGCUUCUCAUAGAAAUGAAGCAGUUCUUGCGUGUGACAUUUACAUACCAUAGUUCUUGUCUUUGCAAGUAUCUUGUUACUGCAGUGGGGAUGAGGAUGUUUGGUCUGAGUCAUAAAUUUUAACAGUGCAAACUUCCACCUGAAGAUGUUUCUAUUAGAAUUGCUGAGUGACCUGUUAACUAACAUGUCGGUAUUCAGCUUGUAUACAAAUCUUAUUUUUAAGCUCUUGAGAGAAGCUCAAGCCAUGUUUUGUGACUGCUGCUGUGCUGCUUCACACCCCCACUGUAAAAUGGCAUUUGGAAGGGAAUACAGGAUAUGUUACAUGUAGCACACGAUUUGGCACUUCAUGACUACUGUAAGACAAAUUAAUGCAGACAUACAGCAAUAAAUACCUGGAAUUUCA
Lagopus muta (rock ptarmigan) is the source of this 2148-nucleotide messenger RNA. RefSeq names its product golgi reassembly stacking protein 2 (gene GORASP2). Gene Ontology annotation, cellular component: Golgi apparatus. Gene Ontology annotation, biological process: Golgi organization. The transcript is spliced from 10 exons. Gene Ontology annotation, molecular function: protein binding. NCBI's taxonomy places the organism in Eukaryota, Metazoa, Chordata, Aves, Galliformes, Phasianidae. Bases 88 to 1416 code for a protein of 442 amino acids. The record is from RefSeq and is a predicted model, not a curated record.